UCAAUCUCAUUCUCAAAAACUGCAAAUUGAAACUUUCACUUAAAGGGGAAAAAAUGGUGAAUGCGAAGAAGGAUCCAACUAAGAAGAAUGACGAUUCUUCCCAUUCGUCUCUCCACCCGCCCUACUUUCAGAUGAUAAGUGAAGCCAUAACCGAGAUGAAGGAUCGCAGCGGCUCAAGCCAGCCGGCGAUCGCGAAAUUGAUGGAGGAACACUACGCGAAGCAGCUUCCCCCAAACUUCAAAAAAAAUCUCUCGAUUCAGUUGAAGAGGCUCGUGAAAUCCGACAAAUUAGUGAAGGUGAAGAACUCGUACAAGAUAUCCGCGGCGGAGAAGGCGAAGAAAACCGCGAAAGCCGCUCCGGAGAAAGCGAGCAGCAAGGAGAAGAAAGAUGUGGAGAAAGCGAAGAAGACGAAGAGGCUGAGCCAGGUGAAGACGCCGGAGGCAUUGAAGAAGAAGAGCAAGGCGAGGAGCGGCGGUGAGAAGAUGAAGAAGGCGACGCCGGCGAAGAGGAAAAUCGGUGGGACAAUCGGCUCCAGCCCGCCUGCAAAGAAAGCUAAGAAAUGAAGUUAAUUUUAAGUUUGAUUUAGUGUUUUUCUGUUUAAUUAUGGUUAUGAGUUUAGGAGUUGAUGUUUAUGUGUGAGACUCUUCUUUAAGUAUGACAUUAUGUUCUACUAGUAUAAAGUUAUUAGUACUAGUAUUAUUACUGCAUUA
Messenger RNA from Salvia hispanica, 710 nucleotides. Its product is annotated as histone H1-like. The record is from RefSeq and is a predicted model, not a curated record. Gene Ontology annotation, molecular function: double-stranded DNA binding; structural constituent of chromatin; nucleosomal DNA binding. Gene Ontology annotation, biological process: nucleosome assembly; chromosome condensation; negative regulation of DNA recombination. NCBI's taxonomy places the organism in Eukaryota, Viridiplantae, Streptophyta, Magnoliopsida, Lamiales, Lamiaceae. Gene Ontology annotation, cellular component: nucleosome; nucleus.